Molecule: messenger RNA, 681 nt
Organism: Aureobasidium musti
Lineage: Eukaryota; Fungi; Ascomycota; Dothideomycetes; Dothideales; Saccotheciaceae
Source: the annotation of a GenBank genome assembly
AUGCAGCCCAAGAAGACACCUAAGGCCACAAAGGUCGCCGCCACCAAGACUAACGGUGAAUCGGCUAAGAAGGCAGCCAAGCCUAGAAAGGUUGUGCAAAAGCCUGCUGAUGAAGAACCUGCCACCGAGGCCGAGAAGCUGGAGCGCCGCGAGAAGGCCGUUCUCUACCUACGCCACAGAUUGCAGAAGGGUUUCUUGAUGCGUGAUCAGACACCCAAGGAAGAUGAGAUGUCCACCAUGAAUGACUUCUUCACCCAACUUGAGGGUUACGAGAAUCUCGAACCCGCCAUCAUCCGCGGCACAAAGAUCUACAAGGUUCUCCGUGGUAUCAUCAAGCUUUCUUCAAUUCCCAAGGAGGAGGAAUUCCAGUUCAAGAAGAGAUCAAAUGAUCUUCUUGCCUUGUGGCACGAUGCACUCGGCUCCAAGGGAGAUGAGAAGGAAGACGAAAAGGCCGAGGACAAGGACAAUGGCGAGAAGACAGAGAAGCCCUCAGAGAAGCCCAAGAAGGUCGCUGAGAACACAGAGUCCAAGGAGCCCACCGAGGCUCCCAGCGACCCUGAAGCUGCCGAGGACAAGGAUGUUGCCAUGACUGAUGUGAAGGAGGACAAGGCUGAGGUCGCAGCUGCACCUGCUGCACAGAGUGAGACCGCAGCUGCUGAGGUAGGCAUCGACAUCGAGUGA